GCAAUCAACGAUGAAGUAGCAGAAAGACAAGACAAACUAGAAAAACAAAUUGAGCAAAUGGAAAGAAUGCUAACCGAUUUGUUGGAAAACGGUCAGUCAGCAAUUACAAAAAAGAAAUAG
This is a messenger RNA of Acaulospora morrowiae, 120 nucleotides long. NCBI's taxonomy places the organism in Eukaryota, Fungi, Glomeromycota, Glomeromycetes, Diversisporales, Acaulosporaceae. The record is from the annotation of a GenBank genome assembly.